Messenger RNA from Schistosoma turkestanicum, 2094 nucleotides. NCBI's taxonomy places the organism in Eukaryota, Metazoa, Platyhelminthes, Trematoda, Strigeidida, Schistosomatidae. The record is from the annotation of a GenBank genome assembly.
AUGAGGACUAAGUCUCCAAAGCCAGGUGCUACUCCGGAGUCUAAAAGCAAGCAGCUCUUGAAUGGUAAAGUCACUCCAGUGAGACCUGGAUCCAAACGUCCAGUCCCUGUCGGCAGUGAUGAGAGUGAUGCGGAUGUCGAGACAGGUGUGUUGUGUGGUGAUGCUGAUGAACUGAGAACGUCUCACAAGAAACUGAAAUUGGAAACUGAGAAAGAAAUGGAAUUGAAGAAGGGUCCUAGAAAUGCCGAAGAAGAAGAGGACGAGGAAGAUGAUGAUGAGGAGGAUGACGACGAUGAUGAUGAUGAUGAUGAUGAGGAGGAGGAUGACGACGAGGAAGAAGACGAUGAUGAUGAAGAGGAGGACGAUGAUGAUGAUGAUGAUGAUGAGGAGGAUGACGAUAGUGAGGAGGAUGAAGACGAAGAACCAAGUGAUGACAACAAUGAAGACAACUCCAAUCUGAAUCUCAAGAAAGGUAAAAUUGCCAACAACUUAGUUGCACAGAAGGUUAUUCAAAAGCCUGAUUCGUCACCAAAGAAUGAGAAACAGAAGGAAAGUAAAGUACCGAGCACACCAAGUAAAGCAAUUGUGUCAGGGCCACAAGGUAGCAGUACAUCAGGGAAGAUCCUCAUACUGAAUGGACCUGACAACUUGAACGGUCUGAAAGAAUUCCUCUCUAAGAUAAGUCCAGUGACCAGCUUAGGCAAGGUGGAGCCUGCACCUAUAAUGGCUACUGUCACCAACAUUAACAUGUUCAAAAGCCGACUAAAGUCAGGGAAGUUGGUGUUCCAUGGGAAAGAGCUCGAAGUAAUACCCGUGGGUGGAGUUGAUGAUGACGAAAAAGGAAAGCCCACCAAGACUUUGUUCGUAGGUGGAAUCCCAAAAUCGUUGACAAUUGAACAACUAAAAAGUCACCUCCCCAGUAACUGCCGACCGGUUUUUCAGAGGCUGCUAACUAAAAACCCAAAAUCCAAUAGUGCUUUUAUGUCCUUCUCUUCUAUUGAUAUUGCAAAACAAGCUCACCAGAUUUUCGACUCGUUGAAUGUGGAAGGUCAACAGCUCAAUUCCAACUUCGCUAGAGAUCAACAGCCUCGAGCUGGUUCUGAUAUCGGCGCAAGGGCUGCAGUAUUAGACUGUCAUCUUCAUCCAAACGACUUGCGUGAGAUGUUCCCAACAUGUGUAGACGUUCAGUGGAUCCAGAAAAAACGAAAGGCAAUUCUUAAAUUUCCUUCUCUGGAAGUCCGCCAGACUGCUGUCUCACAGCCAAAGUUCCACGCUGGUCAAAAGCUAAAACUGGCAUUAACAGGUGGACCAGAACUCAAGACUGCUACAGUUUGGGGUUUUCCAACUGAUACAAAAGAAUCAGACAUCAAAGGACUAUUUAGCGGAGUCGUUUCAGUCUCACGUGACACAACUGCCAAACACCAAAGUCCGCCCAUGACCGUCGAGUUUGAGACCGCUUCAGACUGCAGCAAUGCUAUUUCUUCAAAUCCAACUCUAAAAGGUCGCCGCUUAAACAUAUUUUUAAAAGAGGUUUGUAUUGAUGAUUGUGCUGACACACAACAGAAACAGUCUGGGCCACCUGCGAAGAAAGCUAAAUCUGUAGAAGUAAGUAGUGCUUCGAAGACCAAGGUUGCGCCCAAAAUCUCAAAGCCGGAGGAAGUGGGUGAUGAAGACGACGACGAGGAUGAGAAUGACGAGGAAGAGGAUGAAGAUACAAGUGAAGAGGGUGACGAAAGUGAAGAAGACGACGACGAAAGUGAGGAGGAAAGCGAAGAAGCGGAUGGAAGUGAAGACGGAAGUGAUGAAGACGCUGAAAUGGUCUCACCUAAGAGUAUGAAGAACAAAAAGUUUUCUAACUCGCAAGACAAGAAAUCAUUUGGUGGAUUUCCAAAAGCGGACAAUCGUCCGGGAGAUCGAGACAACUUUAAAUCGCAGCACAGGUUUGGUGGUGAUUUCAAGCACAAUUCGUUCCGUGGUCGUGGUGGUCGGUCUCGCGGUCGCGGUGGCCAGUCACCUCAUGGUCGGGGUGGGCAGUCUUUCCGUGGUCGUGGUGGAAACCGUGGGGGUUGGCAAAAACGCGGUGGUUCUGGUUAA